Brassica oleracea var. oleracea is the source of this 1670-nucleotide messenger RNA. RefSeq names its product cytochrome P450 71B37-like. The transcript is spliced from 3 exons. Gene Ontology annotation, molecular function: monooxygenase activity; iron ion binding; oxidoreductase activity, acting on paired donors, with incorporation or reduction of molecular oxygen. The coding region runs from base 35 to 1525 and encodes 496 amino acids. Lineage: Eukaryota; Viridiplantae; Streptophyta; Magnoliopsida; Brassicales; Brassicaceae. The record is from RefSeq and is a predicted model, not a curated record.
UCAUCAUUAUCAUCAUCAUUUUUAGGAAAACUAUAUGGCUACUAUUUGGUUUCUAUCACUUCUCUUCGUCACUAUUCUUCUUCUCGCCGCCUUUAAACGCAAGAAGCAGCAACGAAGACCACCAUCUCCACCUGGUUUACCGAUCAUCGGAAACUUACACCAGCUCGGAGAGUUACCGCAUCAAUCCCUAUGGAAACUCUCCAAAAAGUACGGUCCUGUGAUGUUUCUGAAGCUUGGAAGAGUCCCAACUGUAGUAGUCUCUUCCUCUGAAACAGCUAAACAAGCUCUGAAAAUUCAUGACCUCCAUUGUUGUAGCCGUCCAAGCUUAGCAGGGCCAAGAGAGCUCUCUUACAAUUAUCUGGAUAUUGCUUUUGCUCCCUAUGAUGAUUACUGGAAAGAAGUCAAGAAACUGUGUGUGCAAGAAGUCUUUAGUCCUAAACGAGUUCACACGAUGCAACCCAUCAGGGACGAGGAAGUCAAGAAGCUGAUAGACAUAGUCGCCAAAUCAGCUCAAGAGAAAACACCAGUUAACUUGAGCGAGAAGUUUCUUUCUUUAACCGUUGGCGUGAUUUGCAGGGCAGCAUUUGGUGUGAGUUUCCAUGGAACUGUACUCAACAGCGAUAGAUUCGACAAGUUCAUCAACGAGGCAUUUUUGUUUCUUGGGAGCUUCUCUGCCUCGGAUUUUUUCCCAAACGGCGGCUGGAUCGUCGACCGGCUCACCGGCUUACAAGGGAGGAGAGAGAGGAGUGUGAGAGAUCUUGAUGCUUUUUAUGAACAAAUGUUUGAUUUGCAUAAAGAGGAAAAAGAGAAAGGUAGGGAAGAUUUUGUGGAUCUGCUCUUGAGAUUUCAGAAAGAAGAAUCUGUUCUUGGAUAUGGGAAGCUCACAAGAAACCAUGUCAAAGCAAUCUUAAUGAAUGUUCUUAUUGGGGGCAUAGGCACUUCUGCAAUAACAAUGACAUGGGCAAUGACAGAACUUAUGAGAAACCCUAGAGCAAUGAAGAAGGUUCAAUCCGAAAUAAGAAAUCAAAUUGGGAACAAGUCAGUGAUAACCUUGGAUGACAUAGAGAAGCUCCACUAUCUGAAAAUGGUAGUCAAAGAAACAUGGAGGCUACACCCUCCAGCACCUCUUAUAGUUCCAAGAGAAGUAAUGUCUGAAUUUCAGAUCAAUGGCUACCAGAUUCAACCCAAGACACGGCUUUAUGUGAAUGUUUGGGCUAUAGGGCGUGAUCCUGAUACCUGGAAAGAUCCAGAUAUGUUUCUCCCUGAAAGAUUUAUUGAUAACAACAUUGACCCAAAAGGGCAGAGUUUUGAGUUGUUGCCAUUUGGGGCUGGCAGGAGACUAUGUCCAGCAAUAUACAUGGGGACAUCAAUGGUGGAGUUUGGUCUUGCUAAUAUGUUGUUUCAUUUUGACUGGAAAUUACCAGAAGGCAUGGAGGUUGAAGAUAUCGACAUGGAAGAGUCUCCUGGACUAAAUGUGAGCAAGAAAAAUGAACUUUUACUUGUUCCUGUGAAGUAUGUAAUAUAAUUGAUCACUUUAAACUAAGUCUUUCAUGACUUUACAAUAAAUUGUUGCAUCCAUUGUACUAUGAAACUACAUCUUGUGACCGAUUGUAUCUUGUCAUGCUAAUCCAACAAUGUUGUAUGAAAGGGAAAUUAAAAAAAAAAAAGAA